Molecule: messenger RNA, 5836 nt
Organism: Pimephales promelas (fathead minnow)
Lineage: Eukaryota; Metazoa; Chordata; Actinopteri; Cypriniformes; Leuciscidae
Gene: cemip2
Product: cell migration inducing hyaluronidase 2
Source: RefSeq, a predicted model, not a curated record
UCAUCCACGCCUCUAUUUCACUUCCUCCGCGAGCCGCGCCUGGGACGGGGCUGGCUGACUUCAGCCCAGGAGAUAAAACAUCAUGUAAAAGAAGAUUAAAACACAUUUAUUGCGAACUCCCUGUCAAAUAGCCCCUCAAGUUGCGUACGGUUCCGUACGGAGCGGACGAGCCAAGCAAGUGACAGUGAAAAGAGACCGAAAGGACGUGGCAGACAGUUAUACCAUGCAGGUUAAUGAUGGCCCCAGCAGUCACCCCAUUUUUGUGGCUCCUGUCAACGGAAAUGCUCAGCGGUCAUCAGGAUAUGUUCCAGGCAAGAUUGUUCCAGUUCGUUCUCCACCUCCAGCCAAGGCUCCUCCACCGCCCCCACUGAAGCCCCCUGCCCCGCUCCCUGCACGGCCUCCAGUUUUUAAUCUGACUGUAGAUGAGAGUCGAAGGGAGCGUUCCCAGAACCAGCAGAGGAAGAACACUUAUAUCUGUGUUGGCUUCUUCUUCUGUGUCUUCCUACUGAUUCUCAUAAUCAUCCUCAGCCUUACAUCUAAAGAUGAUUUUGAUGUGAACUGCCCGCAUCACAACCCCGCGCUGCGAUCCUGGAACCCAGGCCACGAUCUCAAAAAGGUGGUGGUGGUACGCAGUGGUGAGCAUUAUCGCCUAGAUUCAUCUGCCACUCUAUACUCUGUCACUAUCCAGGCUGGAGGUUUGGUUGUCUUUGCGGAUGAUAAAAAAGGCUCCAAAAACAUUACAUUGCGAACACGCCAUAUUUUGGUCGAAGAUGGUGGCGCUCUCCAUAUUGGAGCUCCAAAAUGCCGCUACCGCUCCCUGGCCACCAUCACCCUGGUUGGCAGAUCGGACGAGACCGCUGUGACUGAAGUACCCGGGAUGGGCCGCAAGUUUUUGGGUGUGACUGGCGGAGGAACUCUGGAGCUCCACGGGUCAGAGAGGCUGUCUUGGACCUUCCUCACUUGCACCGUACCGACUUCAGGUUUGGCUACCGGUGACCAUGCCUUCCAGAAGAACUUCAGCCGUGGAAUUAACCUGCGGGUGGUUGAUCAGGACACGGCGGAGGUGCUGAAUAAUGAGCGCUUCGACACGCACGAUUCUCGUAACGACAGUAAGAGGCUGAGUGAGCUGCUGAAGUCUCUGCCCACAGGGCGCAUUGUUGCACUGGCCAUCGGAGAUUCUGCAGUGAAGAGCCUACUGGAUGAGACCAAGAGUACCAUCCAGGAUCUUCUAGGCAGCAACCAUGUCAAUAAUCUCAAAUACAGGCAGGCAUGGGCUUUGGUCUCAGUAAUUGGAGGAGGGAAUGGUUCUUGCACAGAAGAUGUACGAGAACACGAGAACCAUGAUACAGGUGGCAAGGCGCUGGCUCGCCGAGACUUUGUCACUGUGGAUGGUGUGGGUUUCACUGUUACUGCUUACAGUGAGUGGAGUAAUGGUUACCCUACAACAGGCAUCCAAGUGGAUGCAGUGGAUAAAGUGGUUCUGAACUUGCAAGAUGAUGUUAGCAGCUGGAAACCGGGCGAUCGGAUUGUGGUGGCCAGCACAGAUUAUUCUAUGCAUCAGGCAGAGGAAUUCACCCUGCUCCCGUGUCCCCACUGUAACAGCAAACAGGUUCGAAUUCAAGGAAAGCCUCAGUUCACCCACGUGGGAGAAAUACUGGACGGUGUGGAUAUGCGUGCAGAGGUGGCUCUCCUCUCAAGGAAUAUCCUUAUUCAUGGAGAAAUGGAAAACUCCUGCUACGGAGAAAACUGGUGCCAGUAUUUCAGCUACGACACCUUCGGGGGACACAUCAAGAUUUUGGGGAACUUCUCAUCGGUUCACCUGUCUCAAGUGGAGCUGAAACACAUGGGUCAGCAGCAGCAGAAGGGCAGAUACCCUGUGAACUUUCAUAGGUGUGGAGAUGUGGAUCAGCGCGGGGGCUACAGUGACCCCACCUAUGUGAACUCCCUGUCCAUCCAUCAUUCCUUCUCCCGAUGUGUUGCUAUACACGCCACUAACGGCCUGCUGGUUAGGGACACUGUUGGGUAUGACUCGCUGGGACAUUGUUUUUUCUUGGAGGAUGGGAUUGAACAAAGGAACAUAUUUUUCCAUAACUUAGGGUUGUUGACCAGGCCAGGGACCAUUCUACCUACUGACCGCAAUGAUAGCAUGUGCACAGACAUUAUCGACAGGGUGCACAAAGGAUAUAUACCAUCUCCUGCAACCGAGUGCAAGGCAGUAUCUACAUUUUGGAUCGCACACCCCAAUAAUCAUUUGAUCAGUAACUCAGCAGCUGGAUCACAGGAUGCAGGAAUUUGGUACAUUUUCCACAACUCUUCUACAGGUGACUCUCACGGAUUGAUUCCAGAGACAAAAGCUGAGCUCACGCCUCUGGGCAUCUUCUUUAACAACCGUGUUCAUUCCAACUUUAAGGCUGGCCUCUUUAUUGAUAGAAAAGUCAAGAGCACCAACGCCACUGCGGCAGACCCACGUGAAUAUCUCUGUCUGGACAACAGCGCUAGGUUCAGGCCUCAUGAGGACUCUGAUCCAAGCAAGCCACGGGUGGCCGCACUCAUUGACACACUCAUCUCCUUCAAAAACAAUGAUCUGGGGGCCUGGAUUCGUGGAGGUGACGUCAUCAUACAAAACUCUGGUUUUGCUGACAAUGGUGUUGGACUGUCAUUUGCAAGUGAUGGCAGCUACCCUAAAGAUGAAGGCUCCAGUCAGGAGGUCUCCCAGUCCCUGUUUGUUGGCGAGAGCAGAAAUCGUGGCACCAAUGGAAGGCAAAAUAAAUACUGGGGAAAUGGUGGAGUAGACGGAAAGAUGAGGACUCUACCAAGAAACAAGACGUUUCCGAUCAGAGGUUUUCAGAUAAAUGAUGGUCCAGUGAGGAUCUUGAACAGCACGUUUCGAGCCUUCAGUCCCACUACAGACCGCUUCACCAUGGCUGUGGGAUUCAGCCUGAAAAACAUCUGGCAGCUGACACCCAGAAAUAACCUGUCCUCUCUCGCCUUCCACCCUAGUGUGAAUCUUAGAGCCUUUUUUGGUCGACCGGGUGAGUGGUUUGAGCAGAACGAUCUGGAUGGCGAUAAAAAUUCUAUCUUUCAUGACCUGGAUGGCUCGAUCAGCAAUUACUCGGAUACAUAUGUGGCAAGGGCCGACAAUUUUCUGAUCCGCCACCCUCAAUGUGUGGAUGUUCCUCAUUGGAAUGGGGUUGUGUGCAGUGGCAAAUACUCUCAGGUGUACAUACAGACACAGGGCGCGUCUAAUCUAAGCCUGUCUAUCAUCAGAGAUGAGUACCCUGAUAAACCCAUGGUUCUCAGAGGUGUCAGAAGCCAGACAGCACCAACCCAGCAAUACCAGCCUGUAUUGAUGAUGGGCAAGAGCUAUACAGUGCACUGGAAUGGACCUGCACCCAGAGAAACUGUCCUGUCACUAAUUAAUUUUGAGCAGGGUGAUUGGGCUCUACUUGGUAUCUGCUACCCCAAUGAAACCGUAUUCCAGAUCACAUCAGACAUCUACAACAAGCAGAACAAUGGCUUUGAUGGCAUAGAGGAUUAUGGCCCCGUGUCGUCCAUUUCAGACCUAGAGAAACGACAGCAGGAGAGGAAGUACUUUUUCGACAAAUCUGCUGGUUUGUUAUGGCUGUAUGCGCGAGCUCGGCACAGACGAGACGGCCAUAGCUACUGCUCCACCGCAGGCUGUGAGAGGGUGAAGAUCAUCGCCACCAUACGUGCCAACCAAAAGACUCAGGCCUGCAACUGCACCGCCAAUGCCUACCCCAAAUACAGCAAGCCUGCCAGCAACAUAGUGCCUAUGCCAAAGCCGAACACAGAGCCCUGCAGAGCCUGCGGGGCCUCACAGUUUGCCUUCUCAAGUGAGCCAUGGAACAGCUACCUCCAAACCCAGAUCAAAUCCCUCAGUGUACAAGAAGAGCAGAAUGACACACAAGCCUAUAUCACUGUAAAUGCAGAGAGAUUUGACCUCAACCAGUCAGGGUUCCUCCUAGUGACGGUGGACGCAUGCUCUGGAAAAGUCACAAAGAGCUCAUUGUUUUCAACGCUGGACACUAAAAUGGAGCAGUAUUUUAAAACUGGAAUUAUGAAGAGGUCAAUAGUUCUUCUUGCCACAAGAGGUCAGCCUGACAUUUCUGGUAUUGCACAAUAUCUGGUCUCUUUGGGAUCUGCUAAAACACCAGAUCUUCAGAAGAAAGACGCCAUUGCUUUCUUUGGGUUCCUCGGUCAAGGAGGACCUUCACCACAGCCAUGGUCUGCUCUGUUGGCCUGCCAAGGCACCAAGGUGCUGGGAUUACUGGAAAGGUUCAUUCCCCUGUCCCUUGAGGAUUACUCUUGUCCACCACAAAAACACCCUCCCACUCGGAUGGAUCUUGAACUCCUGAGAAAAUCUCUUAGCCAAAAGUGAGCCUUUACUGGAUGUGAACAAACAACACAACCAGCGAAUGAAUGUGAACUUAUGAACGUAAUUUAUUUCGGCAAAGACAAGUGUUAAUGGACUUUAAACAAGUAUUUUAUUAAUUGAGUUGAAUGUAUUUGUUUGUUUGUUGUUUCGUCCUUCGUGGUUGUGUUUUGUCAUAAAUGUUACAGCACAAAGUGAUGCACUUUUUUUAACACCAAACAUCUUUAUGAAAGACUGGAUAAAAAAUGGACAGGGCAAGCUAGAAGUACAUCGUAAUAUGCUAAGGGAUGGUUUUGCGUUUCAGUAUUAACUGUGCAGAAGUACAGCACAAUACAAAUUGUUAUCUGAGGGGUCUCUUUUCCUCAUCCAACCAUCUGCAGCUGUAAAUGACACUCAGGCUUUCCUUAUUUAUUCCUCUUAAAUUGUUGGGAUAUUUUGUUAUUUAAUUUUCAUUCUGCUCUUUACUGCACACACACACACACCAUUGACUCAACAUUAUAUACUUUCACACUUAAUAUUAGACUGUAUUCAUGUUUGGUUUUACCUUAAACAUUGACUAUAGUCAAAAUAAUUUUCAUAAAACAAUUGUCUAAUGUUAGAUAUGUGUAUGCAGAAAAGGUGUUUAACCAGUUAGCAUGCAAGUUUUGUUUACUAUCAGGUCACUUGCCGUUUAUCAAAAGAAAUCACACCAACAGAUUUUAAUGACAGAUUAAUGUUCUGUUAUCAUUUAUUCACAUUUGUGUUGUUCCAAACCUGUAUUUCUUUUAAAAGUGGAACUCAAAACGAGAUGCAGAAGCAAGUACCAUUUUAUUUCCAAUGCAUGGGGAAAAAUAAGUAAUGUAAGUGAAUGUUGACAGGUUGUGAUUCUAGCUGUCUAAUUUUGUUUAAAUGAAGGUGUAUAGAUAGUCAUAUGUUUGGAACAACAUGAGGGUAAGUAAAUGAGAAACACUUUCAUUUUUGGUUGAACUGCCCCUUUAAAUAAUGUCCAUUAUCAAUUGCCAUCACUUAGCCUGAGAGAUGUAACAUCCCAUUUAUAAAUAAUCGUCAUUAUGUUUUAUUGAAAUGGAAGCCAUUUGGUCCGUGUACGUUUUGAUAGUUUGUUUUUUUCGUUUGAAACAAAAAACAAAAUAAUGAGAAACCACCCUUUUUUCGUUUUUCGUUUCAAACUAUUUGUCUGUAUGUGCCGUUUUGAGUUUAAUUAGUUUGGCUACUUCUUAACCACUGUACAAGGAGUUUUAUUGGUCAUUUGAAACGGAGAUAGUCUUGUAAACUGUUUCUUAAAGAUGAAAAAAGUUUUCCCUAAGUAAAUGAGUGUUGCCUCUAGAGUUAUAUUUUUAUUUGUAAAAUGUUUUUUUUUUACUAUAUGCUUUUGUGCUGUAAUCUGAUGUUUGUUUUUUAUGGUCAGGUAAGAUUUUACAAAGCUUAUAAAACAAAAAACUCGUA